Racocetra persica is the source of this 327-nucleotide messenger RNA. The record is from the annotation of a GenBank genome assembly. NCBI's taxonomy places the organism in Eukaryota, Fungi, Glomeromycota, Glomeromycetes, Diversisporales, Gigasporaceae.
UCGAGCUUAUGCUAGUGUCGCUGCCUCACCUGUGACUGUCACAAAGUCUAAAACUGGAAUUACUGUCGUUUCGGUUGAAGGUGAACAUGUUUCUAAAAAUAGUGCCCCUGCUUCCUCUGUCUCCCUUGUGGUAAAGGCUGGUUCUCGGGAGGAGGGUACUGAUAAUGUCGGUGUGGCUCAUUUUUUAAAGAAUUUUGCUUUUAAGAACACAUCGGCACGAACUGCAUUCCGCACUACGCGUGAAGCAGAAUUACUCGGUGGCUUCUUAUCUGCAAAUUUGACAAGAGAGAAUUUAAUACUAUCGACUGAUUUUUUACGCGGUGACCU